CCUGUUUCUGAUACUGACUCUGGGCUACUGAAACUGAUGUUAUCUCUACUGUCCAGACUCAGUCAGGUACAGGUUGAUACUCUACUCUACUGUCCAGACUCAGUCAGGUCCAGGUUGAUACUCUACUGUCCAGACUCAGUCAGGUCCAGGUUGAUACUCUACUCUACUGUCCAGACUCAGUCAGGUCCAGGUUGGUACUCUACUCUACUGUCCAGACUCAGUCAGGUCCAGGUUGGUACUCUACUCUACUGUCCAGACUCAGUCAGGUCCAGGUUGGUACUCUACUGUCCAGACUCAGUCAGGUCCAGGUUGAUACUCUACUCUACUGUCCAGACUCAGUCAGGUCCAGGUUGGUACUCUACUCUACUGUCCAGACUCAGUCAGGUCCAGGUUGGUACUCUACUCUACUGUCCAGACUCAGUCAGGUCCAGGUUGGUACUCUACUCUACUGUCCAGACUCAGUCAGGUCCAGGUUGGUACUCUACUCUACUGUCCAGACUCAGUCAGGUCCAGGUUGGUACUCUACUCUACUGUCCAGACUCAGUCAGGUCCAGGUUGAUACUCUACUGUCCAGACUCAGUCAGGUCCAGGUUGGUACUCUACUGUCCAGACUCAGUCAGGUCCAGGUUGAUACUCUACUCUACUGUCCAGACUCAGUCAGGUCCAGGUUGGUACUCUACUCUACUGUCCAGACUCAGUCAGGUCCAGGUUGGUACUCUACUCUACUGUCCAGACUCAGUCAGGUCCAGGUUGGUACUCUACUCUACUGUCCAGACUCAGUCAGGUCCAGGUUGGUACUCUACUCUACUGUCCAGACUCAGUCAGGUCCAGGUUGGUACUCUACUCUACUGCCCAGACUCAGUCAGGUCCAGGUUGGUACUCUACUGUCCAGACUCAGUCAGGUCCAGGUUGAUACUCUACUCUACUGUCCAGACUCAGUCAGGUCCAGGUUGGUACUCUACUCUACUGUCCAGACUCAGUCAGGUCCAGGUUGGUACUCUACUGUCCAGACUCAGUCAGGUCCAGGUUGAUACUCUACUCUACUGUCCAGACUCAGUCAGGUCCAGGUUGAUACUCUACUCUACUGUCCAGACUCAGUCAGGUCCAGGUUGGUACUCUACUCUACUGUCCAGACUCAGUCAGGUCCAGGUUGGUACUCUACUGUCCAGACUCAGUCAGGUCCAGGUUGAUACUCUACUCUACUGUCCAGACUCAGUCAGGUCCAGGUUGGUACUCUACUGUCCAGACUCAGUCAGGUCCAGGUUGGUACUCUACUGUCCAGACUCAGUCAGGUCCAGGUUGGUACUCUACUGCCCAGACUCAGUCAGGUCCAGGUUGGUACUCUAUUGUACUAUACUAUUACUAUACCAUGCUAUACUAUGCUAUACUAUACUAUGCUAUGCUACACUAUACCAUGCUAUACUAUACUAUGCGACACUAUACCAUGCUACACUAUACUAUGCUAUACUAUACCAUGUUAUACUAUACUAUACUGUACUAUCCAGACACAGUCAGGUCCAUGUGGAUACUCUACUGUACUACUAUACUCUACUACUAUACUAUACUAUACUAUACUAUACUGUACUAUACUAUACCAUACUGUACUAUAAUAUACUGUUCAGACUCAGUCAGGUCCAGGCUGAUACUCUACUGUACUACUAUACUAUAUUAUACAAUACUCUACUACUAUAAGACACUCUACUAUACUACUAUACUGUACUAUACUAUACUAUACUAUACUACUAUACUAUACUAUACUGUACUAUACUAUACUAU
This is a messenger RNA of Oncorhynchus keta (chum salmon), 1776 nucleotides long. RefSeq lists its product as uncharacterized. NCBI's taxonomy places the organism in Eukaryota, Metazoa, Chordata, Actinopteri, Salmoniformes, Salmonidae. The coding region runs from base 37 to 1692 and encodes 551 amino acids. The record is from RefSeq and is a predicted model, not a curated record. The transcript is spliced from 9 exons.